This is a messenger RNA of Closterium sp. NIES-65, 1044 nucleotides long. NCBI's taxonomy places the organism in Eukaryota, Viridiplantae, Streptophyta, Zygnematophyceae, Desmidiales, Closteriaceae. The record is from the annotation of a GenBank genome assembly.
AUGGAGAUGUCGGCGUUCCGUGCUACCUAUCAUGCAGGUAUAGCAUCACUGCAAUCAGCCCCUCCUUUCCCCCCUCCCCUUCAGAUCACAUCUUCCCCCUGGAUUCAUCCCUUCUUUCCCCUCUCUCCCCUCCAGAUCGCACCCGCCAUUUGGAUUCAUCCCUUUCUUUCCCCCAUCCCCUUCAGAUCGCAACUCCCCCCUGUAUUCAUCCCUUCUUUCCCUCCCUCCCCUUCAGAUCGCACCCGCCCCCUGGAUUCAUCGCACCCACCCUUUGGAUUCAUCCCCUCCUUUCCCCCCUCCCCUUCAGAUCCCCCCACCCCCCUUAGAAUCAUCCCUUCUUUCCCUCCCUCCCGUUCAUAUCGCACCCACCCUUUGGACUCAUCCAACCCUUUCCCCCCUCCCCUUCAGAUUGCACCCGCCCUUUGGAUUCAUCCCCUCCUUUCCCCCCUCCCCUUCGGAUCCCCCCACCCCUCUUGGAAUCAUCCCUUCUUUCCCUCCCUCCCCUUCAGAUCGCACCCGCCCUUUGGACUCAUCCAACCCUUUCCCCCCUCCCCUUCAGAUCGCACCCGCCCUUUGGAUUCAUCUCCUCCUUUCCCCCCUCCCCUUCAGAUCCCCCCGCCCCCCUUGGAAUCAUCCAUUCUUUCCCUCCCUCCCCUUCAGAUCACACCCGCCAUUUGGACUCAUCCAAACCUUUCCCCCCUCCCCUUCAGAUCGCAUCUCCCCCCUGGAUUCAUCCCUUCUUUCCCUCCCUCCCCUGAGUCUUUCGAUUCUCCCAAGGGCGCGAGGGUGCACCGAGCGCCCACGUCGGCAACAAACAGUGCAGUGGGCAUGAAAGGCAAGGAGCCAGAUUCGCACCCGACCUUUAAAUUCAUCCCCUCUUUCCCCCCCUCCCUUCAGACCCCCCUAGCCCCCUUGGAUUCAUCCCUUCUUUCCCUCCUCCCCUUCAGAUCGCACCUGCCCCUGGAUUCAUCCCCUCCUUUCCCCUAUCCCCUUCAGAUCUCACCCCCCCUGGGAUCAUCCCCUCCUUUUCUCCCUCCACUAUAA